AUGGAAAAGGAAAAUGAGCCCUUGUUUCUUUGUUUGGUGGCUGAGAAAAUCAGCAUAAGUACACAUAAUAGUGGUCUUUUGAGGCUUCCUGAGAAUCGAAGAUGCAUCGAUUGCAACAGUUUGGGACCACAAUAUGUUUGCACAACUUUCUUGACAUUCGUUUGCACAAACUGCAAUGGAGUGCAUUGGGAAUUCACUCACCGAGUAAAAUCAGUGUCAAUGGCUAAAUUCAGUGCAGAAGAAGUUAAUCUUUAGGCAGGGGGAAAUGAGCGAGCAAGGCAAAUUUAUUUCAAAGGUUGGGAUCGUCAGUGCCAUUCUUACCCUGAGGGCAGUCAUCUUCGUAUGCUCCGGGAUUUUAUUAAGCAUGUCAAUGUGGAUAGAAAAUACACUGGAGAGAAGAGUAUUGUUAAGCUCCCAACACUGAGAUUGAUCUCAGCAUUGCCCAAUAGUACCAGUUGUUCUACAUCUGCAUCGACUGGCAACAAUAUGCCAGUAGUAACUUCUGAUGGAGGUGCUACACUUGCUGCAGAUAGUGGCAGUGGUUACUCCACCAUUAAAUUCCUGACAAACAAGAGCUAUCAAACAUGCAGCAAUGUCAUCCUACUGCAUUCCCAUUGCAGAUAGUAGCCCUAUCAUGCAACAGAUGAGUCCAACUUUUGGAACUCCAAAUUAUCAGGUUUGCUGCCCAAUGUGUCAGCCGCUAGCAGCUUAUUGAGUAUUUCCAGCCUUGGUACCUAGUCUUCAGGUUUGACGGCACCUCAAUCACCAUCUUAUUCAUCUGCAGUGCCUCCACAUUCACCUUCUUUUGUUUCAGCCAUGCCUCCUGAUCACAAGGAGUUGGUGGAUUUGGCAGUGAUGGAGCUAUAUUUGGAUCCUUAAACACAACUCAACAGUCAACUGGAAGAUACUCAGCACUAAGCACCCCAAAUCCUUUUUCUUCAAUGGGAGGAAACCCUUUUGGAUAAAUAAAAGAACAAAAAGAUUUUGCAUCCCAUUUUCUGUCAUUUUCUUUUUGCCUCCUAAAAUCUUCAGGAAGAAGCCUGGUUGGUUUCUCUUUGAUUGAAGAUUAAAAUAAAUGAGUAAUCUGAAUGGGUAGUUUGUCUGUUAUGUUUCUGCCUGGUGAAGAGUAUAAGAAUAUUACAAAUGCUCAGAGAAGCGCAUGGACAAAUUCUUUCCAGACCAAGAUUCUCUUCAAAAUCAUGGUAUUUUCAGAUCAACUUAUUGCAUAUUUCCUGCUGGCUUAAGGGGGCCCCUCCCUCCUUCCCUGUGAUAUGUUUGUCUUAUUCCUUUGUCUUCACAGCAUUGUGAUCUUUCCUGUCUUCUGUCACUAUGAUAAUGCUGAACUGUAGCUAGAGCUCUUUGAUUGGUAUAAAUAUGAAAUGCUAUAUUUUUCAUUCAAUAAACUUGGGAAAGAGAACCAGGGAGGGCAUUACUAUAAUGGUAUGACUUUAUGAGAAAUCAUUGCAUCAUG
Alnus glutinosa is the source of this 1471-nucleotide messenger RNA. RefSeq names its product probable ADP-ribosylation factor GTPase-activating protein AGD14. Lineage: Eukaryota; Viridiplantae; Streptophyta; Magnoliopsida; Fagales; Betulaceae. Gene Ontology annotation, molecular function: GTPase activator activity. The record is from RefSeq and is a predicted model, not a curated record.